AUUGUUAUUAUUAAUCUAAUUUAUGUGGAUGCAGUAACAGGGGCUUUCGUUCUCUCUCUCUCUCUCUCUGCCUUCCUUCAUCACGAUCUAUCGCCUCUGAGCUUCGUUUUGCUCUUUCUAUCGCGUGUUUGUUUCACUGUAUAUGUAUUUGAACAUGUAUACAACGGAUUGAGCAUUUUCCACUGUAUUUGCGUUUUUUUUUUUUUUUUUCUUUUGUUGUUUUCGGUGAUUUCUGUUUCUUUGUCUGAGUGUUGAGAGUGAACCCGAGCUCCUAAGCUCGGGGAUCCGGAUCAUGGCGACGGAGAAAGAGCUCAACAACUGGACUGAUGUGGAGGUCGACUACAGCUCUCGCUACUUGCAGAAGUUCCGACUUUAUGAGACUCGCUCGAACUUUUAUAUGGUAGGAAGAGACAAGAGCAGAACAAUCUGGAGGGUGCUAAAGAUUGACAGAUUGGACCCUUCUGAGAUAGACAUUCUUGAAGACUGUACAACAUACUCAGAAAUUGAAUGCUAUGACCUGCUAAGGAGGAUUCAUGAAGGAAACCAGUGUACGGGUGGACUUAAAUUUGUCACCACUUGUUAUGGAAUCGUUGGGUUCAUCAAAUUUCUAGGACCUUUUUACAUGCUGCUUAUCACGAAAAGAAGCAAGAUUGGUGCAAUUUGUGGGCACACAAUUUAUGCCAUUGCCAACAGCAGGAUGAUUCCAAUUCCAAAUUCUACCGUGCUGUCCCAAAUGGCUUAUUCUAAGAAUGAGAACAGAUACAAGAAGCUCCUAGGCACAGUGGAUCUUACGAAGGACUUCUUUUUCAGUUACUCAUAUCAUGUCAUGCAUAGUCUUCAAAAGAACUUGUGUGAUAAUAAGACAGGCGAAUCCCCUUAUGAAUCAAUGUUUGUUUGGAAUGAGUUCUUAACUCGUGGAAUUCGUCAUAGCCUCAAGAACACACUAUGGACGGUCGCCUUAGUGUAUGGCUUCUUUAAACAGGUCAAACUUUCUGUAUCUGGCAGGUAUUUGAACGUGACCCUAAUUGCUAGACGCUCACGUCAUUAUGCUGGCACCAGAUAUUUAAAACGAGGUGUCAACGAGAAGGGUAGAGUAGCUAAUGAUGUUGAGACAGAGCAGAUUGUUUUUGAAGAUUCUCUUGAAGGACACUCUUCACAAAUAAGUUCAGUUGUGCAAAAUCGAGGUUCAAUACCCCUUUUCUGGUCCCAGGAAACUUCGCGAUUGAAUAUCAAACCUGACAUUAUAUUAUCAAAGAGGGACCCUAAUUAUGUAGCUACAAGACUUCAUUUUGAAAAUCUUGCCGAAAGAUAUGGAAAUCCCAUACUUAUCUUGAACUUGAUUAAGACUCGUGAGAAGAAACCUCGAGAAACUAUUCUUCGUGCUGAGUUUGCAAAUGCUAUCAGGUUUAUUAAUAGAAGUUUAACUGUGGAAAGUCGCCUUAGGUUUCUUCAUUGGGAUAUACACAAACACUCUACAAGCAAAGAUACAAAUGUGCUGACACAACUAGGGAAAGUGGCUGCUUAUGCAUUGAAUGUAACCGGCAUCUUCUAUUGUCAAACAACACCAGAUUUAAAGCCAGAGGGUUUAUUAAAUUCUUCCUACUUGGAGAGGGAAAAUGAUGGAGGUAGCUGCUCUCUGGAGAAGUUUUCCAGUAGAAAUGACAAUUCUUAUAACUUGGGAAAUCAAGCUAAAAAUGGCAGUGGUAGUGGUGAUGCAAGUGGGGACCACCUUGUCAAAACCCCAAUAUUUCAAAGAGGAGUCCUAAGAACCAAUUGCAUUGAUUGUUUGGAUCGCACAAAUGUAGCACAAUAUGCCUACGGACUAGUUGCCCUUGGCCGUCAGCUGCAUACUUUAGGAUUUUUAGAUUCCCCAGACAUCGAUCUAGAUAACCCUCUGGCAGAGGAUUUGAUGGGAGUUUAUGAAACUAUGGGUGACACGCUUGCAUUACAAUACGGUGGUUCUGCAGCGCACAAUAAGAUAUUUUCUGAAAGGCGAGGCCAGUGGAAACCCGCAACUCAGUCGCAGGAGUUUUUUAGAACACUACAAAGGUUUUAUAAUAAUACAUGCAUGGAUCCUGAGAAACAAAACGCCAUUAAUUUGUUCCUGGGUUACUUUCAGCCCCAACCAGGUAAACCAGAGCUGUGGGAGAUGGAUUCGGACCAGCACCAGAGUGUUUGCAGAAAUACCCCUAAUUUUGUUGAUGAGAAUAUUAGAUCAUUUAUUAAAAGAUCACUAUCGGAUGGCAAUAUUCAUUGCGAAAGGGAUUCACCUGUGGUAAGCACAGAUGUUGGACACGAGGAGCCUUUGUCUGAAAAAUUGCAAGAAAGUAACACUGGUCAUUCAGAGUCGAUGCCAGAGAUCUCGAGUUGUGAAAGUGCUUUAUCCUAUUGUUGGUUUACUCCUUCAAUGUCUCGCAGGCAGCUCUUUAGAGAUAUGCUAGAGGACCAAAGCCCUGAAAGUGGUAAACUUUGUUAUGAUGACCAUGGUGAUGCAUGUACCUGCUCAAAUUUGCUUCAUGCGGACUGGCUUUCUUCAUCUGGAAAUUCUUGUGAAGAAGAAAUAUAUGAAAGGUCUAUCACCAGCCUCUCAUCAGAAAAUUUUGGGGAUGGACUGAAACUUGACACUACCACAUCUGCAAGCGAGACUAGUUCCAGCAUGAGGGAUCUUCGAAAAUGGAAACAUCAUUUCUGCACGGAGAAAUGAUAUUUGCAAUUCUAAAAUGUGAAAGGAAGCUGACUGGAACAGAGAUCACGGAUGAUGGUUUCCAUCCUGGAUUUUCUGAAAGUUUUGCGAAAUGGGUAACUCAUGGUGGAGUACUGUUACCACUAAAGUUCACCUAAAAGUCUGUCACUACAUUUAUUUUCAUCUUCGUGAAUCGUCUGAUUCAACCCGUCCGAAGGAUGUGGGUUGCCGUACAGAAUAAAUCGUGAGAUAGCAAUGAAAAGAGACUGGCAUUGGUAGCGGAUAUAUUCUUUCGACUCCACAGCAUCUUCUAGCUUCUAAACUAACGAACUUGAUUCUGUAAAUAUGAUAUGAAGAACUCUUAACUCCACUAAUUCCUCUAGGUUUUAAACUCUGAUCAGAAGGUUCUUGACCUUGUGUAAAUGCUCAUGAAUAAGGUUAGAACUUUUCCAUUAGAUCUCAAAAGCACACUGUUGGAUUAUAAUUUCUUUGUUAUUUAUUUAUUUUUAUUUUUUAUUUUU
This is a messenger RNA of Carya illinoinensis, 3204 nucleotides long. Its product is annotated as phosphoinositide phosphatase SAC2-like. Gene Ontology annotation, molecular function: phosphatidylinositol-3,5-bisphosphate 5-phosphatase activity. Gene Ontology annotation, biological process: phosphatidylinositol dephosphorylation. The transcript is spliced from 17 exons. NCBI's taxonomy places the organism in Eukaryota, Viridiplantae, Streptophyta, Magnoliopsida, Fagales, Juglandaceae. The record is from RefSeq and is a predicted model, not a curated record. The coding region runs from base 293 to 2704 and encodes 803 amino acids. Gene Ontology annotation, cellular component: intracellular membrane-bounded organelle.